AUGAGUGACCAGGAGCGCGGUGCACAGUGUAGGUCGAGACAGUUUGUGUGUGGGCAGGUGCAAGAUGUACAGAUUAAGAAAAAUCUUGCAGACAGAGAAGAGCCUCUGAAGGAAAUGGACAGUCUAAGGGAAGUACUAGAACAGCAUCCUCUUCAUUUUUCUUUCCAUGAUGGGAAAGUUAUGAAGCUUUGUCCUGUGAGGAGUGAACAGACCUGGGCUCUGAACAUAAAGCGAGGCAUUCUCAGUGUCCUGCAGACAUCACAAGCAUCCACUGCUAGUACAGUUGUUGAAGAGGUGGAUGUUCUGGGAAUAUGCCCAACCAGGUAUCAGCGGAAAGGUUCUGUUUUUGUCAAGACAAGGGACUUAAACCUCUGCUCUCAUCGGUAUUCUGGCUUUACUUCUGUGCAGUCUGUGGUUCUUCCUCAUUCUGAGCAGAAGAUGCUGUCCUCCAAACUGGAGUGUAUUCAGAGCAUUAAGGAUGGAGUCCUGGUAGAGGCCAAAUGUACCGAGUACAACCUGCUUACGCUGUUCUCUCAGAAGGGCAGUGGGGCAAAGACACAGACACAGUCUUCAUUGACACUCUUUCAAGUGGAAACAGAGACAUUGUAUAGAAAAGUGGACUCUGGGGAUCUGUAUGUGACCAACAUGCUCUAUGAAAGAGAAGAAACUGAGAGAGAAGUCACCGGAGGGGAAGUGACUGAACUAGUGUGGAAGCUUUGCUUAGCACAUAGUACGAGUUUUGAGACUGCAGACCUUUUCAUGACUCUUGUGUUUGAGCUUCGACAUCUUUCUCUUGAAGCCUUAAAAGCACUAUGGCAAAGAUCUUCGUUUAAAUGCAGAGACAACUGGCAGCCACUAAUAGAUGCUCUCCCAUCUUGUGCUACAGAGGCAUGUGUUAUCCUAAUGAAAGAAAUCAUAGCUUCUGGAGAAAUUGAAGAAGACAAAAAGGAGUAUUUCUUCUGGUCAUUGUCAUUCAUUCCUAAACCCACCUCAGGCAUGAUUGAAUCUCUUGCUCCAUUGCUGAAGUUACCAGGAGCAAGCCAGAGCUGUUUCUUAGGAGUAACUGCUCUCUUACACAGAUUUUGUUCAGCUUACAACUCCUGUGAUGGUGUACCUGCUGUGCAGAGUGUGAUGAGGACUCUUGGGAAAUUUUUGGGAGGAAAUUGUACCGUGCAAGAUACAGAACAACUCAGCAAGAUGCAACUGGUGUUAAAAGCCAUUGGAAAUGCAGGCCUGGCAGCAGCUUCACUAGCUCCUGCUCUGAGCUUGUGUGCUUCCCUGAAAAACAAUCCAAUCCACAUUCGUUUAGCUGCUAUCCAGGCCUUCAGGCGCAUUCCCUGUUCUGACAGGAGUACUGUAUUAGUCCAUCUGUAUCAAGAAACCAGUGAAGAUGUGGAAAUAAGGAUUGCUGCUUACUAUAUAGCAAUGAAAUGUCCACAUGGAGAGUUAUUUAAACAAGUACAAAAGACUUUGCUGAAAGAAACGUCCAGUCAAGUGGGCUCCUUUGUUUGGAGUCAUCUCUCUCAGCUCCUGGAGACAGAUGACCCACUGAAGAAGUACCUUCGAGAUUCUAUUCCUGAUGAAAUCCUGAGCAGAGAUUUUGACCGGGAGACAUGGAAAUACUCCUCAUAUUCUGAUGCCACAUUCCACUCAGCUGGUGCAGGUGCAAAUAUGGAAGCAUCAGUGGUCUUUUCUCCUGCAUCUUUUCUACCACGAUCAGUCAUGACAAAUUUGACUGUUCACCUUAUGGGGCAGGCUGUAAAUCUGCUGGAGGUUGGUGUACGAUUAGAGAAUGCUGAAGCUCUUGUGCAGAAGACCUUUGGGCAGAAAUCUGCGCCUUUCAGUGACUACUUUUUUGCAAACACUAAUGAAAGAAACCACAAGUCAGAAAAUCCAGUGAAAACAACAGGAAAAUUCAAGCAGAGGAAGCUGACUUUGAAGCAGUAUGGCUCCACUGAUCAUCUUGUGACGAAGUCUGGCAAACCAAAGUUGAGGAAAGCUAACCAGAAUUGUCCUAGUAGAAAGUACAGUAAAAUGAGUGAGUUAGUCAAAAAGUUUACUGAGACAAGGGUGGGAAAGGAGGCACUGAAAUGUGAGCUAAGCAUGAAAAUCUUUGGAAAUGAACUUAGCUUCUGGAAUUGUGAAGAUUUAAGAAAACAAAUGAAACAUUAUUCUUUAAGUCUGGCUGAGUUGGCUGUCAAACUUCUGAAGGGCCAAGAGGUCCAGUUUAAUAGAAGGAUGAGUUUGGCCACUGAAGAAUUGCAGUUCCCAGCAAUUUCAGGCUUUCCUGUUCAGCUGGCAGUCAAUGCCUCAGCAGCAGUUAACAUAAAAAUCAAAGGGAAUGCGGAUUUCAAACAACAGUCAAAUUUCUUUCUAAAUGGGUAUAUCAAGCCAAGUGCAUUUGUCCAGCUUUCUGCUCAAAUGGGAACUGUGGGGACUCUGGGACAAGCUGGCCUAAACUGGGUAAUAGGAAUGAGGACAUCUUCUAGUCUUGAUGGGGGAAUCCAGGUAAAAAAAGGGCAAGAGCUCAAAGUUUUUUUGAACACUCCAGAAGAAUCUAUGGAGAUAAUUAAUUUCAGCUCUAAGCUAUACUUCACAAUGGUGGAUGAGAUGGAAGGUACAGAUGUUUUCCAACACCACACAGAAGCCAGAUCUUGCACUAGGGAGGAAGUGUCUAAGAUUAUUGGCUGGCAGCUGUGUUCUGAAAUGUCAUAUCCUGCCUCAGUCAGUGAUUUGGUUUUUCCUCUUACUGGACCUUUGAGAGUGGCUGUCACAUUAACAAAGCAAGACAGAGGCCUGCAGCAGUACAUUGUGGAAGCUGCAUAUAACUAUAUUGCUCAGGAGAAUUCAUGGAUCCCAAAUGAAGCUGUCCUUCACUUCUUCAUUGGGACACCAAAGUCAGACUUGAAAAGGGAUGUUGGCAUUGACCUAAAUUUUAGUGUCCCACAGAAGAAAUUCAGAAUCCAAUUUAUGCAACCUAAGAAAAAAAUUGUGAUUGAUGGGAGAAUUGAGUUUUCUAAAAGUUUACGAGUUGGACACCUGGAGCUGAUAGUGGAUGAUCAAGAUGUAUAUUACAUUAAGGGAAUGGCAGAUUUGCAGAUGUUGGGUGGAGAGCAGAGGUAUGUGACCCAGCUGGAGGUAAAGCUGAUAAAGGAAAGCAGUCCUAUAAUUCUGUCAGGAAACAUCACUAAACAACUUGGCAAGAAGAUAACUUUUUCAGUAUCUCUGAAUAAUUUAUUGAAGGAUGCUGCAUUUCUUUCAGUGUUUCUGGAGAAGAAGGCUGAUGAUAAGCUGAGACAAUACUCAUUGGAAGGGGAGACUUACCUUCCAGGUGUUGUUGGAGUUCGUGUCAUCAGUCUUCUCAAGCAAACUGAAGGCUUGUGGUCUCAUGGUUUGAGGAUAAAAUAUGGACUCCUAGGAGAGGCAAAGAAUCUUCAUCAUGAAUGCAGUAUGCGGCAAAAGAUGAAAGCGGAGACGGAUUCACAUGGCAUGUACAAACUUGAUAUUGGGCAUGAAUUUCACUGUAUGCAGACUCCGACCUAUAAUCACAAGGUUCACCUGAAACAUGAAACAAGUGCAUCUUGGCUUUCCUCCCAGAUGGAAAUUAGCUAUGGGAAACACUGGGAUGAAAUAAGCAACAGGAAGAAAGUGCUGAUUACCCAAGCAUUUAAGAACAGUUCCAGUUCAUCUCUAGUCAACUAUUUCAUGGAGUUUACCAUGCAAGUCCUGGAAAAACAGGUGAAUUAUAGAACCCAGCUCCAGCACUCGCACGCCUCUCAGGUUUAUUUGCAGAGUAGCACCAACUUUGAGGUGCAGUACAAUGACCACAUGCCAUUUGUGGCUGGGCUGCUGUGGAAAGAUGCAUCCGGAAAUGGCCUGAAGAAGUGGGAAGGUGUAUUAAAUAUAGACACCCCAUGGCUAUAUCUGCAUGCAGCUCUCAAACUACAUCAGUCUCAGCAUUCUGCUUAUUUGUUGACUAUGGAGCUGACAGCUGGAAAAUCUCUCUCCAUUAAGAAUCUUGUAGUGGAACUACUGUAUAAAGAUCAAGGCAAUGAAAAGGAAGGGAAAGUUCACAUUUACACACCAGCUACCACGUACCUACAGGCAUCUACAUUUCAUCAUCUUGGGAAGAAUGUUCUGCAUAGCUAUAGUGAAAUGGUGUCUCUGUGGAAUCAGCUUGUGAAGAAUGAGAUUCAUUUGGAGAAUAAUGAACGAGCCAAGUUUCUCUGCUUUAAGAUAAAGAGUGCAAAACAGGAAUUUAACUUCACAGCCAGCUAUCAGAAUCUGGCAGUGUUUGAAGGCCAGAUAGAAGAACUGAAGGAGAAGAUGCUCUAUCAAAAACGUGGAACCCUCUAUUUUAGACACCCUUUCAAAGUGCCCAUUUUGCAGAGCUUCCUUCUGCAGGAGACGUUUACUGUUGACAAAGAGCAAAAGCACUAUUUAAUGGAAACAAAAGUUCUGAUAAAUGGGCUGGAGGAAACAGUUCAAACUCUUACACUUGGUUACCAACCUGAAAAACCCUAUAUUUGUGCUAGGUUAGUUCAUCCAUAUAACUACAAGUUGUUGCCCAAAGAAGUUGAAAUAUGCAUUUUGACUCGAAAUCACCAAAACUUGAAGCAUGAGCUUGAGACUGCCUUGAAGGUCAAUAAGGAAGGUGUUCUCAGCUUUCUGGGGAGAUAUGAGGACAAAUCCAGUGAGGCAGGUCUUAGACAUCUUUUAUACAUGGAUGUGACACAUUCAUUCCAGCUUGAGUUGCCACGAGCAAUGGGCCUAAGUGGGGAGCUGUUUUCCAGGCAGACCAAGCUGGAACACUUUGACUACAGUGUGAGUGUAAAAGCCAUCAUCAACAAGAACGUGUCUUCACAGGCCCAGGCAUCCCUAAAGAGUUAUGGUGAGAGCAGUUUCAAUAGCUCUUUUUGCCUUCAUUACAAUGGAAGGGACAUGCUGAUGCUGGAGGUUGAUAUGAGCAAGGAAAACAGGAGAAAAAACAGAGCUGUUGAAUUGAGGGCUUUCCUCCAUCAGGCAAUUCUGACAAAUCCAGAAUCAAUACAAUUCCGGCUCCUAGGCAAAGUAUUUCCUUCAAGACUUUUGAUAUCUUCUGAGAUGAAGCUUAAUGAAAAUAGGCUUCACAUAAAUUUCAUGGGAGCCAGGGAGCAGAAAGUCGGUCUUGUUUUGUCCUUAUAUGGAAAAGUUCAACACACAUUUGCUGGAUUAAAGGCUGUACCUCAUCAUCUUUCUCUGAAUGGAUUACUGAUGUGCAAAAACAACAUUCAUGAUGGUAACAUCAAUGUGAUGGUCAACAAAACAGUGUAUGGGCUCCAUCUCAGGAACAGAAAUGUAUUUGGGAAUACCACCGUACACAGUAUCACUUUUGCUAUGUUUCAGAAUGGCAGUCAGGCAAUCCCUGUGGAGGCAAAACUGAAAGGACGCCUGGAGCUGAGCAAAGAACUGAAAAGGGGGCUAGCUAACUUCCAGGUGGAUGAGAAAGCCCUUUUUGUAGAUUUUUCCAAUAUCAUGAGUCAUGGGCACAGCAGCCUCAGUGGGACCUUUGCACAUAAUAUCAGCUUUUUAAAAAAUGCAGGAUUGCCUUUGGAUGUUAUUGUUACUGCCAUGUGUGAUCAUGACACAAGCAAUCACACGAUUACGGUAGUCCUGCAGAAUGGUACUGAAAGGAUUACCACUGUGUUUGGAAGUCACAGACUGUCCACAGAGCAUCCUAAAUCUGAGAUAUCUGUGAGUUUAAAGCACAACAUCUCAAAGAUAAAGGAACAUGGGAUCCCUUUUAUUGUGGAAGCUGCUGGCUAUUAUGAGAAUUUCACCAGAAAGACUGCUGCAGGGAUAACAGCCACAGUGGAGAUGAAACAGCUCAAAGUUGAAAUAGAGAAGAAAACCACUGGCAGUGCUGUGGAAAUUUCUCUUUCACUUCACCAUGAUGUGGAAGGACUGAUUUACAUUGUUCCACGCACUCCAGCAAGAGUUUCGCUGAAUGGGUCAGUAUUUACCAGCAACUUUACUGUCAUCUUCUUUGGACAUGUUUCUUUUCACAACAUGUUUGCCUGCCUGCACCUCCAUGCCACCACUAACAUCCAGCCUCAUUUAAGUAUUGACUUCCAGCAUUCUUUGCCUUUGCUCCAGUCUCUGGGAAUUGCUGGAGAAAACCAAGUGAAGGUGUCAGCUGUGAAAAGUGACAAAUAUAAGGGCAUGUUUGAUGUUGUCCUUGGGCCUUGCAGUUUGAAAGCUGAUGGAGAAAUGAGCCUGGGAAACAAUGAAACAGAUACAGAAUGGGUGCUUACUUUUAGAAACAAGUGUGUCAGUCUAGAGAGAAUGGGAUUGCCUCAUGCUCUAGCCUUUAGGAGCUCAUUUCAUCAGAACAUCUGCAAUGUGGGCUUGUUAAUGAACCUCCAGUGUGAUGGCAGAACAGUUAAUGUGCAGAUAGACACUUCCUGCGAACGGGAAUAUACACUGCAAGGAGUGCUCAGGCAUUCAGUUCACUGGCUGAGUCAGCUUGGGCUGCCUUCUGAAAACUCUGUCAUGUUAUCUGCAGCCACAGACUCCACCACAGAGGGCAUUUUGUUGCUGCAGGCUGGCAAGUGCAAACUUAAGGCUAGAGGAGAUCUCUCUAUUCAGAAUAAAACUGAAUGGACGCUGGAAGCGGAAACAGAAUGUCAGCUUCUGCAGGAUCUCCAUAUUCCAACUCAGUCAUGGCUCACAGGAUCUAUUCAGAAAGACAAGGGCCAAGCAGAACUUUCCUUUGUCCUUGAAACAGCAGGCAAGACUGCCCAUCUUAAAGUGAGAGCAGAGUGCAAGCCAAAGGUUACACUGGAAAUUCAGUUCAGGCAUGACCUCCCUCAACUGAAAGAAAUCCCAAGGGAAAAUAAGCUGUCUAUCACUGCACGAAAACAGUUAAAGUAUCAUAUGGGAAUAGGAAUGAAAUCAGGUGACUGUGAACUGCAAAUGAAUGGAGACUUUGACCCUGAAAAGAAGCUUCAGUGGAAAAUGGUUAUAGAAAACAAAUGCCAAACAAUUCAGGAUCUUGGAGCACCAGUAACAAUUGAUGGUUCAGGCUAUGUUUUGAUGGAUAAAAUGCACCUAGAUUCACAGACUUGGAUCACUGUCGAUGAAAAUAAAUUACAAGGACUCGUUAUACUUAAAGUCACUAAUGAAAGACAAGAGCUGGAUGCAGUGCUAACCCAUAACAUUCAAGGAGCUGCUGACAUUGGCAUUCCUAUGAGGAUGUUAGUUGAUGUGGUAUCAGAAAAAAACAGUGACUUCUAUAAAAGACUUAUUCACUUCUGUGUGAACAACAAGCAAAUUACAGAAGAACUGAGCUUUGUCCAGAAGCUGGAUAUCCUGUCUCUUAACUACAAACUUACUCAUAACAUAGAAGCACUGAAGACUUUGCAAAUAAAAGACAGGGUUGAGUUGCAGGCUACCCUGAACCUGAACGUGAUCAAGAGCUUUAGUAUGAAAGCACAUUAUGGUGCUCACCUAGCAGCUCUUGAGGGACAAAUCCAAGAUUUUGGAACAGAAAACAAAGCCAAGACUAUCUGUGAAAUCCAGUAUGAUGGCAAAGAUAUGUGCUUGUCUGUGGAUAUUGACACAGACUUUCAGCCUUAUGGUAUAUUUGAAUUCAUGGCAGAGGUGAAGCAUUCAGUAUCACUUUUCCAUCAUCUAGGACUUCCCUUCUUUCUUAAGAUGACAGUUCAGGAAGUCCUGACGGAAAAUGAAAUCAAAGGAGGUCUGAGGCUGACCUAUGAACAAAACACAAACUUCUCAUUUAUCAUCAGUAGGAAAAAAGACCAACAAGGGAUGGAAGAAAGGGAUUUCAAUGUUACAGCUAAGCUAGCUGUCACUAGAACCAGCUACACUAAUGUCAUUGAAGUAAUACAGACAAUGUCGCAGUUAAAAAUUCUUCCAAGGCAGCUUGUGGUUAUGAUGGAUUAUGAAAAAGGCAACAGAACACAUAUGCUGAGGCACAUUGCUCUGUGGGAUGGCAAGGAGUUAAAGGUAACAGGAACUUACACUGGACUCUUCCCAAAGUUGCCUGGAGGUCAUCAUGUUCAGGUGGAACUUUUCCAUCCCCUCUCCAUCCCUUUCCCAUGGCAUACCAGGGUCAACUUAUAUGUGAAACAUUCAGCACGUAGUCACCAGGAUGAUCUUACAGUCAUCUGGAAUGAGAAGGACCAGAUAUCAGUGUCAUCUUCUCUGAAGUUUGGAAGACACCGUAUGAACUGCAGAGCUAGUAUUGCCCACCCAUUUAAUUACACUCUGAAGCAACUGGAGAUCCAUUCCCUGUCAGACAGAAGAGGCAGAAAGUACAAUCAGCAGCUGCAGCUGACAGGGAAUGGUGGGCAGCCUGCUAACAUCCAGCUGACCCUGGAGGAUAAAUCAGUGAUGGACAGCACUGCCUGGGGUGGCUGUAUGAUGCUCUCUUCAGGUCAGCUUCAGAGACUAUUACAUAUAAAACACCUGCAUGCAUGUGGGUCUCUAGAGCGAAGACCAGCAUUGUUUAAUGAAUAUCUAGAUCUGAGCUGGGAUAACAAAAGAUUCAAACACAACUUAACUUUUGAGAGAAAUCAAUUCUUAUAUCCUAAUAAGUUUCAGUUAGAAGCUGUUUUGGAGAAUAUAUUCCUGACCUCAUGCACCAAACAGAAGAUUCUGGGUAAAGUGGAAACAAACUACUUGUCUAGCCUGGACUAUGAUAUGUGCUUUGAAUUCUGUGACCUUCCACAUGUAAUUGUUUUCUCUGGAAAACACCAGCUCAACAAAGAUGACAUCAUUUUGCAGUCAGAGAGCAGGUUGCACCUUGCUGAUCAUGGCAGAGAUGAGGGGUUGAUUGGAAUAUCCUUAAAAAAUCGGAGUACAGCUGAUGUGAAGAACUAUUCUUUGGAAAUUGAAUUAAGAGCCUUUGAAGAUACUUGGCUAGGCCUGACAGGAACUGCUACUUCCUCAUCUGUGCAGAGCCAAAUCCUGGUGGAGGGGAUUGUUGAUCAGAAAGAGAAAGUAAAAAUAGCUGCUUCUAAAGGAAAGGAAUGUUUCCAGUGCUACGUGGGGUAUUUGAAAGGGGAUUUAGAAGAAGGAAUGGAAGUCAGCGCUUGUACCGAUGGGCAACAGAUGGCUACUGUUAAUACCUAUCUCAACAUUAAUGGUGAAAGGCAAGAAAACAUGGGACAGAUGACUCUAUCAGCUGUUAAUGGAAGCCUGAGUUUUCUGGCUCAUGGUUGUGGGGAUCCAGUUCUUAAGGCUGAGUACAAACUUAAUGAAAUUGGGAGCCUUCUGAAAGCCAAACUGGUGGAGAAGAUAAAGAAGUUUGAGGGAUAUAUGUGGAGAUUCAGGAGCUCAGUGCAGCAAGUUGAUUUUCUGUCGGAAGCAGCCUUCUGGCCCUCCAUAGCCUUGCAAAAGGUAGCGGGAUUACUCCACAGUGUGGGUAGCGCUGUCGCCCAGGUGUGGAAACAAAGUGGAAUUGGGCAUAUACUGAGAAGUAAACUCCCACUUUACCUGGAUAAAAUUCAAGACAUUGUCCAGCAAAUGCAGAAUGAAUUGCAAAACCCACUAGCAACUUUGAAGGAUGCCUACUACGAUGUAACCCUGAAACCACUGGAUGAAGUUUGGCAAGAGAAGACAGAGGAGUACAUGAAGAAAAUCCAGGCUUUUUUACCCAAGAUAGUAAAAGAUGUGUGGCUAAUGAAACCAAUUCAGGUGGCACUGAAGGCUGUGAAAGCGGGCUUGGACAUGACUACACAGCAGAUGCUCAGGUGGGCAGAGGCCAUGUUUUCUAGAGCUGUGAGCAAGAUCCGGAAGCCCUUACUCAACCUGUACAGUUUCUCAGCCAGGAACUGUUCAGUGGCAAUAAAACUGCCAGUACUUCCUAAAGUAGGAUCCCUGGAUCUGGGAAAUAUCACUCAUUAUCUCAUUGAAGAAAAGCUAAUGAGGCCUCUCCGAGAUCUCUACAAUGUCAACAUAGUUGCAGAGUAUUAUAGAUUCAAACGGAGGAUGCUGGAGAGUCCCUUUGAAUAUCAUGCUAUGUUAAUGGGGACCAAGCAUCUUAUGACUUUUGAUGGCAAAAUUUAUGAUUUGGCAUCAAAGUGCAGUGUACUUCUUGCCAAGGAUUUUGUUCACAAUACUUUCACUGUAAUACUAAAUGAGGAAACUAGUAACUCAAGAUCCCUGUAUGUGGAGAUGAACAAGACCGUGAUCAACAUCUCCCCAAGACUGAAGGUAUCCAAGAUGUACAACUUCUCCUUUAUGGAAGAGAACUGCCAAGCACUGGAUCAGUCCCUUGAAAAGAAUACCAUUAAUUCAAGGAGAGAAACCAACAAAAUAGAAGUGUCCAAUCAGAAAGGAGUUUCUGUCUCUUGUGACUUCCAGUAUGAUCUCUGCACUGUCACUCUGGCUGGCUGGCAUCAUGGCAUCUCAGCUGGGCUUUUUGGUACCAAUGACAAUGAAGCUGGAAAUGAAUGGAUCCUUCCUAAUGGUUCCAUCACUGACAAUGUGCAGGAGUUCACACAGAGCUGGCAGGUGAACACUUGCAGGCUUGUACAGAAGAAAGCGGAGCCAUGUCCAAAUAAGCAAAAAGUCUGUAAAGUGUUUUUUGAGGAACCACAUUCCCUUCUUCGGAACUGCUUCAAAGUUGUGGACCCUGCACCAUUCUACAGCAUGUGCACUUAUGACUCCUGUGGAUCACAUGAGGUGAAGGCUGCCUGCAGUUUAGCAGCAGCUUUUGUUCACUUGUGCAACCAAAACUUUGUCCCUGUAGAAAUUCCUCCUCAGUGCUUGAGCCACUUCUGAAUGGCAGAUACCAGCCCUGAAGAUUUAAGAACCCUUUUAGCACCCAAAAUAAAACAACUGAUUAAGGUAGACAAGCUAGAAGCAAUAGCAGGGAGACCAGUAAAAGUGGGAAUGAAUUUGUGUUAGCACUAUGAGUGUAAUGAAUCAUAUAUAGUCUAGAAAUAAAGCUUUUCACCCAGAAACACCUGGGGUAAGAGGAAUGAUUUCAGUACAGUGAUGGAAAGAAAUUGGACAUAAGAUUAUCAGUUACUUGAAUAAAAAAAUAAACCUCCCAUUCAGUGGCAAAGGUGUUUCUUGACAAGCCUUGAACCGCAGCAGGAAUAUGUGUAAAGAUGACAAAAGGUCUCUGCCAGUGAAGACUGGUACAAGUGGGCUCCUCUGUGAAGGCAGCAUGUAAGCUUUGAGCUGGGCAGAGAUGCUGACUUCCUUUUUCUCCAGAACUGUAACUGAGCUACCCAGUAAAUUCUGGAGGAAGUGCCCUUUUUCCAGGGAAGUGCCCCAGCACCCAAGAAGGCUAAGCAAGAAGUAAGAUGGUUAAAUAACUGAAAGUUUUAAAUCAUUUUCUCAUUUCUGUUCUGGUUGAUUUUUCCCUUAUUACCAUGUACAUUGUUAAAUGAGAACCAGCCUUCUUGGUAUCUGUUCAUCAGCUUCACAGUCUCCCUUUGUGUCUUGUGAACUAACCCCCUUCUCAGAAACUAGUUUACAUGUUGGAAGGGGUGAACAAUACCUAUCCUGUCUACAGAGUAGUGUUAAGGUGCUACUGAUCGAUGUGUGAAAAUGUUUUACCUGUUAAAUUACUUUCUAUAGUGUAGGUCCUGUUGAUAAAAAAAAGCAUUACAUUUUCUCCACACAAUACCAGAAACACAAUUAUUCCUUAGUAAAUUGUAAUGCUUCAGAAUCCUUCAGGCAAUUUUGCAUAAUAUGCAACCAUUGAAAUAAUUGUUAAUAAACUUUUGACUUGCUUAUUUUUA
Melopsittacus undulatus (budgerigar) is the source of this 11759-nucleotide messenger RNA. RefSeq lists its product as uncharacterized. The coding region runs from base 1 to 10788 and encodes 3595 amino acids. NCBI's taxonomy places the organism in Eukaryota, Metazoa, Chordata, Aves, Psittaciformes, Psittaculidae. The record is from RefSeq and is a predicted model, not a curated record. Gene Ontology annotation, molecular function: lipid carrier activity. Gene Ontology annotation, biological process: lipid transport. The transcript has 68 exons.